Messenger RNA from Octodon degus (degu), 3099 nucleotides. RefSeq names its product coiled-coil domain containing 73 (gene Ccdc73). NCBI's taxonomy places the organism in Eukaryota, Metazoa, Chordata, Mammalia, Rodentia, Octodontidae. The transcript is spliced from 17 exons. The record is from RefSeq and is a predicted model, not a curated record.
AUGGAGAAUGAUUUAAAUUCUGAGUUAUCAUCAGCUGGCUUUACUCUUCAGAGUUCUUCAGAGACAAUUUUUUCUAUUCAGCUGUUAGAUUUCAAAACAAAUUUACUGGAAGCAUUAGAAGAAUUGCGUAUGAGAAGGGAAGCAGAAACUCAAUAUGAAGAGCAGAUUGGUAAAAUUAUUGUAGAAUCACAAGAACUUAAAUGGCAAAAGGAAACUCUUCAAAAUGAAAAGGAAGCAUUAGUAAAGCAGCACAGAGAAGCAAUGGAAGUUUUAAAAAAACAGUUGCAAAUGAAGAUGUAUGCCUUAGAAGAAGAAAAGGGAAAAUAUCAACUUGCUACAGAAAUAAAAGAAAAAGAAAUAGAAGGAUUGAAAGAAACAUUAAAAGAGUUACAGGUUUCUAAAUAUUCUUUACAGAAGAAAGUAAGUGAAAUGGAACAAAAGAUCCAGUUUCAUCUUCUGGCCAAAGAAGAUUAUCAUAAGCAGCUGAAUGAAAUUGAGAAAUACUGUGCUACAACGGCAAAUCAGUUUGGAUUGGUAAAAGAGAAUCACAUGAAGUUAGAAAAAAGUGUACAAGAAGCAAUACAGUUAAACAAAAGACUUGCAGCUUUAAAUAAGAAGCAAGAAUCUGAAAUAUGCAGCUUAAAGAAGGAACUAAAAAUAGCAGCUUCAGACUUGAUAAAGUCCAAGGUCACGUGUGAAUACAAAAUGAGAGAAGAAAAUAUCAAUCUAACAAUUAAAGAACAAAAAUUUGAAGAACUUCAAGAAAGACUCAACCUGGAAUUGGAAUUAAAUAAGAAGAUUAAUGAAGAGAUUGUCCAUAUUCAAGAAGAGAAACAGGAUAUCAUCAUUUCUUUUCAACGUAUGCAGCAGUUACUUCAACAACAAAUUCAAGCUAAUACUGAGAUGGAAGCAGAAUUGAAAGCACUAAAAGAAAACAAUCAGACCCUUGAAAGAGAUAAUGAGCUGCAAAGGGAGAAGGUAAAAGAAAAUGAAGAAAAGUUCCUUAAUCUUCAAAAUGAGCAUGAGAAAGCCCUAUGAACUUGGGAGAGACACAUAGGUCAGCUCCUGGCAGAGCUGAGCUUCCUUCGUGUGGUGCCAGGGGCCUCCGUGACCUGGGCCCAGAAUGUUCCAGAAACAAAUAAUGAAAAUGAUGAGAUAGCUGAAAAUUCAAGAAAGGCCAUCAUAGAGAAAUAUAAUUCUGGAGACGGAAAGGAAGAAAAUAGUAAGGGUUUCUGUUCCCAUACCAACUACAAAGAAAAGGAUGGAAUGAACGAAAGCCUGCUUACAGAAGAAGGUAUCCUAGAAGAUGUACAGCCUUUUGAGAAAAGCUUCAACAGUGGAACUGAUACAAGUGUAUCUCAGAACAGAGACCACCGUGGAAUCUCUCUAAGCAAACCCCAUGUAGGGAAACACAUGAUCACCCAACAAACUGGGAGUGGUACCGACCACAGAAAACCUGCUGCUAUGGAAAUAAAAGACACACUGGACUUGGAAGAAGACAGUGAACACACAGAACUUAAAUCACCAAGUAACCCACUUUUAGUGGAAGAUACAUCAGUGGAAACAGGAGAGAUGCAUCUCGAAGAAACAGAAUUGUCAGGCCUUCACCACGUGGAUGUUUGCCUGGACAGCAAAGAUCAAAGCCCCUCACCUGACAGCACUGCGCGUGAGACGGCUCACCACAGAGAUCAGGACAAAGAUGCUUCGGAAGACACGCCAUCUGAGGAGCAACUCAGAUCCCAUCCAGGGACCAAGUGGGCAUUUGCCAACCAGAGCAAACCAGGUUUGGAUUCCUCUCUAGAAGCAAAGAUGCAUCCUCUUCAGGGUAAGAAAUACAGUUUACAGCUCUCAAGCAGUGCCAGGUUAAGUGAUAAACAGUGUAAGAUAAAACAAACUCAGAUGUUAAAAAAAAUUAGUGAGUGUCAUCCAUUGCCUUUUAAUCCAGCCUUAAGUCUUCAGCAAGUCUGGGCGGAUACUCCAGAGAAGCCUGCACUAGCUCUUCCCUGUGACGUAGUUGUCAGCCACCCCGUGUCAUCUGCUACUCUUGGUGAGAGUUCAAAAGUGCUUACAAGCUCAGAUAAUGUUGGUGUGAGGCCCAUGUCAGUGACACCCAACUCCAACUCUGGGGAGAGAACUCUAUGGGAAGGUCAGAGUGACACGCAGAGCAGUCAAAUUCAGGCCUGCCUGGCACACUUAGGAAGCAGGGAGACCCCUUGCCCUCUUCCAGUUAACAGUGGAAAGAGUCAGGCUUCACCAGAUGCAGACAUGAAAGCGGGACAGUUUCACAAGAGGGAGACAGGUGACGGUCAGAAAACUGAAGCCCCGGAAGACGGCCACUUCCUUUUUGUGGAUUUUAAUGAAGGACAGCCUACAUUGUUACAGAAUACCGAGCGAACAGUGUCAUUACAUGACAUCAAUUCAGGAAAAACAUACAGUGAAGGACAGCUGGAAAAACCACAUUCAUUCCACGUAAAGCCAUCCGGAGAGUUAGUGAACAGAAGUGGAAGGGCAUCCUUUGAUCUUCCCUCUUCAGAGAAAAAAACAGAGAAAAUGGCCUCAGCAUACAUGCACCUCCUGGCCCCCAGUCCUGGGUCAGAAGUAAACGGCACUGCAGGACAGACAGCAAGCACCUCGACUCCUAGCACCCCUGCGCUGCCGAAGGAGAGCCCGGCAGGUCCAUGGGAGAACAGCAGGACCACGGCAGAGGCCUUCGGUAAACAUGCGCGUGUGGACGAGAUCAGGAGGGAUGCUGGGCCAGACACUGCUCUCAGCACCGGAGUUGCUGAUGCUCCGGUAACUGGAGCAGCCAUCCAGGCCCUGAGAACGCCCAGGGAGGAGGGGAACGCCACUGCGAAGACGUUUGGCGAGUCUCCUGUUCCCACAGAACAUGUGAAAGCACAGCCUCUGGUUCCAACUGUGCUGCAAAGCCACUUUCAGGCCAUCAAGUCUGAAAAGCCUCCUAUUCUGACUGCCACUUCUGCUGAAGACAACUGGCAAAGCCUUGUCACUGAAACUGAGAAGCACCUCAGCUCAGAAAAUGACAACCAGCCUAAAAAGAGGAAAGCGGAAGAGAUGCUGGGGAAAACACAGCUUAACUGA